Molecule: messenger RNA, 2013 nt
Organism: Trifolium pratense (red clover)
Lineage: Eukaryota; Viridiplantae; Streptophyta; Magnoliopsida; Fabales; Fabaceae
Exons: 7
Coding region: 50-1705 (551 amino acids)
Source: RefSeq, a predicted model, not a curated record
AUUUGUGGUGUGAAGAAAAAGAAAUAAAUAAUAGAUUGUUGACUCUAUUAUGCCCAAAUCCAAACAUUCAAAAGAGUUCCAAUUUACCACUCCAUCAUCUUCCUUCUCCUUCCUUCCAUCCAUGGCUUCUUCUUCUUCUUGGAAGCUAGCAACAUGUGCAAUAACCACGUUCCUCAUCUUCAUCACAUACCUUCAACUUUCUUCGAUGAAAUCACCAUUUCAUCCUCGAGACUUACUUCCUCUUUUACCCAAAAAAAUUUCAUGGCCAAUCCUCAACUCGCUCCAUAGCGCUGUUGAUAUUCUCCCUGUCUUUGUUGGUGCUGCUUCUUCUCCAAACAACACUCCUGAAUGGAAAGGUGCUUGCUUUUAUAAGAAUCAAGCUUGGAUGGAGUUUCAUAAUAAAACUGGUUCUGAAUUUGGUGGUGGUACCCUUCACUUAAAGGUUAGUGAUGCUCAUAGUUGGACAUGUAUGGAUAUUUACAUUUUUGCAACCCCAUAUCGGGUAACAUGGGAUUAUUAUUUUCUGUCCCGGGAGCAUACACUUGAGAUCAAGGAAUGGGAUGGGAAAGCCGAGUAUGAGUAUGUGAAAAAUCACGGGUUAUCAAUUUUCCUCAUGAAAGCUGGAAUGUUGGGGACCCUUCAAGCACUUUGGGAGGUAUUCCCUUUAUUUACCAAUACUGGAUGGGGCGAGAACUCAAAUAUCGGGUUUCUGGAGAAACAUAUGGGAGCCUCUUUUGAAACACGUCCUCAGCCAUGGGUUACAAAUAUCAGUGUUGAUGACAUCCACUCUGGAGAUUUCCUCGCCGUUUCAAAAAUUCGAGGUCGCUGGGGUGCUUUUGAGACUCUAGAGAAAUGGGUUAGUGGUGCUUAUGCUGGUCAUACUGCUGUUUGCUUAAGAGAUUCAGAUGGAAAGCUUUGGGUUGGGGAGUCAGGACAUGAAAAUGAAGAGGGUGAAGAUAUAAUUGCUAUGAUACCGUGGGAUGAGUGGUGGGACUUUGAACUGAAUAACGAUGAUUCUAAUCCCCAUAUUGCACUUCUUCCUUUACACCCUGACAUGCGUGCCAGGUUUAAUGAGACUGCUGCGUGGGAGUAUGCACUGAGUAUGGAAGGACAACCAUAUGGUUACCAUAACAUGAUUUUCAGUUGGAUAGACACUUUAAGUGGGAACUAUCCACCUCCGUUGGAUGCUAAUGUGGUUGCUUGUGUUAUGACAAUUUGGAGUCAACUUCAACCUGCAUAUGCUGCAAAUAUGUGGAAUGAAGCCUUGAACAAAAGACUUGGAACUAAAGGGCUUGACCUUCCAGAAGUUUUAGUAGAAGUUGAAAAGCGUGGAUCAUCAUUUGAUGAACUACUGACGAUUCCAGAACAGGAUGACUGGACCUACAGUGAUGGCAAGUCAACUUCUUGUGUUGCUUUUAUACUUGCAAUGUACAAGGAGGCUGGAUUGUUUGAUCCAAUUGCUAGUUCUAUCCAAGUUACAGAGUUUACGAUAAGAGAUGCUUACAUUCUCAACUUUUUUGAGACCAAUUCUAGUCGCUUGCCAACAUGGUGCAAUGACGGAGACACCGUGAAGCUUCCUUAUUGUCAGAUUAAAGGCAAGUAUCGUAUGGAGUUACCAGGAUACAAUACUUUGCAACCAUAUCCUCACAUGAAUGAAAGGUGCCCAUCUCUUCCCACAAAGUACUCCAGAACCAAGAAUUGCUAGCAGUCUUCAAUUCUUUCUUCAUAUUUAUGGGCUAGUUGCUUCACCAGAUUAUUUAUUCCUAUAGAUUUUGGAAUUAUUUUAGUAGAUUCCAAAUGAAUGAUUGAUGUUGUUUGUAUCCAUUUGAAUUCAUACAAACGGUACACCAGAUUCACCAUUGUAUAUGUUGUCACGACUUAUAUUAGAUGAUUCAUGUAAUUUGGAUUAUAUUUCUAGCUAGAUUAAGAAUUAUGUAAAUAGAUGGAACUUGAAUAUCUGUAUAUCAUACAAUAUGUUAUAUGUUCCUAGUGGUGCAUCUUUAUCUGUCUUUG